Messenger RNA from Tachysurus fulvidraco (yellow catfish), 4244 nucleotides. It is a transcript of the gene naa30, whose product is annotated as N-alpha-acetyltransferase 30, NatC catalytic subunit. Gene Ontology annotation, molecular function: protein-N-terminal amino-acid acetyltransferase activity. The transcript is spliced from 4 exons. Gene Ontology annotation, cellular component: NatC complex. Bases 214 to 1344 code for a protein of 376 amino acids. The record is from RefSeq and is a predicted model, not a curated record. Gene Ontology annotation, biological process: N-terminal peptidyl-methionine acetylation. NCBI's taxonomy places the organism in Eukaryota, Metazoa, Chordata, Actinopteri, Siluriformes, Bagridae.
CCUGCUUUGCGGCAGCUGAUAGGCCAGCUAGUGUGAAGUGACUUGAGUAAUGGCUAGAGGGGACACGAGAUAGCAAACGAGAUUAUAGUUAUUCGCUCAUUUUUAUUUUACCGAUACUGUAAAUUCGGCGGGUAUUUGUCUUAUUGGUUGUUUAGCUCGAGAGCUCGGUUUGGGCUUGCUUCUUUUGUUUACAUCCAUACUGCAUGCAGUGGAAUGGCUGAAGUGCCGCCUGGGCCUAACACACUGCCUGCGUCCUCGGCCGAAAUUAUAUCGCUGCCCGCGGAUGGCUGCUCGUUCCUGGGGAACAAUGAAAAAUUGGACCGCGAUCGAGGAGAUGUUAUAGCUCGGGCGACAGAGGCGCAACAAGCCACUGAGCCCAAAGGGAUAGUAAAAUUGAGCCAGAACAGCGUUUAUCACCACAAUUCGGCUCCUCAGCUACAUUCUUCACCGUCCCAGAUCAACGGCAUCGCCUGCCACCCAGAGCACGACGAGCACCGCGGCCAUAAAAUCGCUCAAAAUCACGUCCAGCACCGAGCUCACAGAGAGCCCGACUGUCAGCUCACUGCUUCUGAAUACGUGGAUUGCAUUGACGAGUGGGGAAACAGGGAAUUCGCGUAUAACAACCGCGACUGCUCGCUACCCAGUAACGGAGUCGACUCCCCUGAUCUCUCGGCCAUAACCGAGCCCGGCUGUUCGGAUCAGCACGAAACAGAUAGGUGUCUAAACGCCGAGCUCGGCAGGACUGUGUGUCGCUCCGAGUGUAUCGAUAAUGUGCAGAAAGCAGCAGAGGACAGAGAGCCAGGCCUGGGGCCGCAGGGAGCUGGAGUUCAGGAGACAGCACUAGAGGAUCAGAUAGCAAAGCUGUCAGUGAGCACAGCGGAUCACAGCCCCAUCACUUAUGUGAGAUACGAGUCCGAGCUGCAGAUGCCGGAUAUAAUACGGCUCAUAACUAAAGACUUGUCCGAGCCUUACUCCAUAUACACCUAUAGGUACUUCAUUCACAACUGGCCCCAGCUCUGCUUUCUGGCAAUGGUGGAGAAAAACUGUGUUGGUGCCAUUGUAUGUAAGUUGGACAUGCAUAAGAAGAUGUUCAGACGAGGAUACAUUGCUAUGCUUGCUGUGGAUUCUAAAUUUCGCAGGAAAGGCAUCGGUACAAACCUUGUUAAAAAGGCCAUCUAUGCCAUGGUGGAAGGGGACUGUGAUGAGGUGGUGCUGGAGACCGAAAUCACCAACAAAUCAGCCCUGAAACUUUAUGAGAACCUGGGCUUUGUCAGGGACAAGCGGCUGUUCAGAUACUAUUUAAAUGGAGUGGAUGCUCUCCGGCUCAAGCUGUGGCUACGCUGAGUUUUCCUGCGAUGUCCCGAACUGUCCCUCAAUUUCUCUGUCCUCCUGUCCCUGUUUCCAAGUGAGUACGGAGAGUUGGUCUCCAGCAAGCAACAAAGGGGAGGCAGCCGCAUGAAAAACAAGCAAAAUGUAAUAGAGUUUUAUGUACCUUUCUCUGUGCGAGAGAAGUUAUUGCAAAAAAUGGGGGUGCUAAUAUUUAAAGCAGUCACUGACUCCGAAGAGGAAAAGUUUCUGGAUUUCGCUGUUGUCCAAAAGCCUGAUUGCAGGUGGUUGUGUGAAUGCAGGACAUUAGCGUCACCUCUAGGAGUUGUGUCGAACUGGAUCAGGCUAAAAGAAAGAAAACAAGGCAUCACCCUCCUAUUCUUUUAUUUUUUAUGAGUAAUUGUAACUGAGGGAUGGAAAAUAAAAUUCUACCGUCAAAAAUUAAACAUGCGAGAAAAAUAGAAGCUACACUAACAAAUCUGAUUUUUCUGUUUUUCCUUUAUUUUUAUUUUAUUUUUUUAAUUAUUUUUUUUUUCCUCAGAAGAGGUUUCAAGGGGAUGCUCUGAUUGUGUUAGAAGCCAAUACAUGGGCUUGUGUGUGUGUGUGUAUAAAGGGGCCUAUUAUUUUAUGUGUGUAUUUUAUUCCCUAUAUUUGAACAGACCAAGCUCUUUUCAUUGUAGGAAUACAGCUGCUUAAGCCAGAUAUGCACUUCUUGGUAAAGGAAGACACCACAUUGCACUCAGAGAUAUUGUCCAUACAUACAAAGCCAUUAAAUUGCUAAAACAGGCAAAUUAAAUGAGUUAUUACCAGAAAUCAGUGUCUGCACCUAAACUGUGCCAGAAUGAUCCAAAUAUUCUGUUAUCCUAAUUUCUUUAGAGCAGCGGGACACACAACUACAUGCCUGCACAGUUUGUUGAUUUUCAGCCACUAAAACUAGUAAUUGCUUGAGUCAGAUGUUCUUGAGAAGAAAUCACCAAACUGUGCACACCACCUGAUUUAAAAUGUGCUGCAUUGUUUUAUGCAUUGUAUUUUUUUUGUUUUUGGCUUGUUUUUAAAAUUUAUUUGUUUGAAAAGAUUUCUUUGUUGCAUCUAAAUCCACAUACAGCACCAGAACCGUAUAAGGAAAAAAUCCAUCCAUCUUUAUAAAAUGACAGGGUGUUUUUAACAGAAAUGUUAAUGAAUCACUGACAAAAAUGUCCUUAAUAUAAAGAAUGAAUUCACACAUUUACAAAUAAAAACCAAUGCACUUUUCUCACAAUGUACCCAACAUAAACAGAUAUCUUCAAAGGGUUGUGCAGUGUAGAAUGAUGCAUAACUUACUGACUGCCAAAGGGGCAACUCGACUGUGCUCGUCAAUAGUUAAUUCCUAAUGAAUGCCUUGUACUCAAAUAUGCCAUAUGUUGGGGAAAGAAAUGUAAUAACUUCCUCAUUCUGUGCGGAUCACCUGUGCUGUCUGGCACUGCUUUAGUUUAACAGCAGGGGUCAGCAUAGAAGAAUAAGCGGCUCAUCAUUCUGUAUUAACAACCACUUACGCGGAGGAGGAUAUGCAACAAUUUACAAUGUUAAGAAGUUGUUUCACAGAGUGUGUGCUAUAUAGUGUGAUAAAUUUUAUAUGGUGUUAGAAUUUAAGACUGAUUAAAAGUAUAGAUGAGUAAAGACCCCACAUUGCAAGGUAGUUCAUUGUUUUUAUUUGUUGUUCCCCCUUAUAAAUACUGAUCUGCGUUCUCUCGCAAUCCUGCCUGAUGUGCUUUGCUGGUUAUUCCUUGAAAACCAUGCAAAUUUUUGGUGGGGAAAAUGUGAUCCUUUUUUUUUUUUGUACAGAGGUGCAGCAGUAUUGUUCAGAGACAUUCUGGAAUUUUUAUUUUUUUUUCUUGCUGAAGAACUGAAUUGUGCAUUUGUAUUUUGUGAACCUAAACUGCAUAAGAAAUGUAAAGCUUAUGCUAAAGUGGAAUUCAUUGCUAUGUUUAUUGGACACAGUGAAAACAGCCAGAUGCUGUGUACCCUCAAAACAAACAGGCUCAGGUGUCCAGUUCUCCUUUUGGUCUCUUCUUCCUUGAGAAGAGUUCUUUUACAAGAGCUCUUUUAGACCCCUUUCUUAUUAAAAACCAUAAUAUCCUUUAGAGGGAGUUUGUUUAUGUAAAGGGUUAGGCUCCUUCAGCAUGUGAAUAGCUGUUGAGAGAUGGAAAUGUGAGCUCUUAUUGUGCAAAUGCCCCCUCUCAUCAUUCACCACUGUUGAACGAUAUGCCUCUGAUUUAAAUAACUCCCAACUCUUUUGGCCUAAUCUGUGUUAGGAAUAAGUCUAAAUCCAAAUCUCUGAACAGAUGCUGAUGACUGUUUGGUGACUUGGGCAGUUCUGUAUCUGUUCAUCUUUGUUCUGCUACUAGGUUAAGCGAUGUGAUGAGGCGCAUACACAAUUCUAAAAGAGCUUAGAAUAGUUGCACUUUCAAUUACAUUGCUACUUAAUUUUCUUUACUAAUGUCUGAGAUCUUUAAUAUAGGUUCUUUAACAAAAACCCAACAGCUUCUGAAGUAACAGCUGGCAGGUCCUAGCUGCAUAUUACACCAUUCUUAUUAGUAAAAGUAGACAUGAUCCUGUGUGGUCUGGUCAUGGCUUGAUCAAGGAAUGAUCAGUGGGGCUGCUUUCUACCAUAAACAUUUUUGUUGUGUGUGAGAUCUGGUUCCUAGUUGCUUCUGUAUUUUUUUUUUUUUUUUUUUUUUUUUUUUUUUAUAAAAAGGAUUCUUGCACCUCACUGAGUCAUGGAGUUGGGAAAUACAGUAUGGUCCACAUGUUUCGUCAUCACAUUCAGCUUCCAUUCACACUCACCUCUGACAACAUUUCUUGCAAAUUUUCUUUGAUUUCAUGUGGACAACAGACUUUGUUUAAAAAGUAUAAAUAAAUUAUUUGAUUUUUUAUUGCAA